This is a messenger RNA of Penicillium nucicola, 1140 nucleotides long. Its product is annotated as glycoside hydrolase family 28 protein. The transcript is spliced from 4 exons. The coding region runs from base 1 to 1140 and encodes 379 amino acids. The record is from RefSeq and is a predicted model, not a curated record. Gene Ontology annotation, biological process: pectin catabolic process. NCBI's taxonomy places the organism in Eukaryota, Fungi, Ascomycota, Eurotiomycetes, Eurotiales, Aspergillaceae. Gene Ontology annotation, cellular component: extracellular region. Gene Ontology annotation, molecular function: polygalacturonase activity.
AUGAUUCUAGGCAGAAGCCUCUACAUUCUUGGCCUUUUGGGCGCCGCUGCGAAUGCACUCCCAGAGCCAGCUGCACCACAGGUGACGGCUCCAGCCAAAUUGCAAGAGAGAGCAACUACGUGCACUUUCUCUGGUUCCAAGGGCGCUUCCUCUGCUAGCAAGUCGAAGACUGCCUGCUCUACUAUUGUGUUGUCGGCCGUGGCUGUCCCAUCUGGAACUACCCUUGACUUGACCGGAUUGAAUGACGGAACAACGGUCAUUUUCCAGGGUGAAACAACAUUCGGCUACAAAGAAUGGUCGGGCCCUCUAGUCUCCGUCUCCGGAACAGACAUCACAGUCAAAGGUGCUUCAGGAGCUACUCUGAAUGGAGAUGGGGCUCGCUGGUGGGACGGAGAAGGCUCAAAUGGCGGCAAGACGAAGCCUAAGUUCUUUUAUGCCCAUAAGAUGUUUCAAUCUACCAUCAGCGAUAUCAAGAUUGUCAACUCUCCGGUCCAAGUCUUCAGUAUCAAUGGAGCCGAGGAUCUUACUUUGAGUGGUAUCACCAUCGACAACAGUGACGGUGAUGUCACUGAUGGUGGCCACAAUACCGAUGCCUUUGAUGUGGGAUCUAGCUCGGGGAUCACGAUCACUGGUGCAACGGUAUACAAUCAAGAUGAUUGUCUGGCGGUCAAUUCUGGAACGGAUAUCACGUUCACCGGAGGAUUUUGCUCAGGAGGCCAUGGACUGUCCAUUGGAUCUGUCGGAGGGCGAAGCGACAACGUAGUUGACAAUGUCCUGAUCGAAAACUCCGUUAUCCAGAACUCUGACAAUGGUGUACGGAUCAAGACAGUCUCAGGAGCCACUGGUUCCGUCAGCAACGUCACAUACAAGGGAAUCACUCUGUCGAACAUUGCAAAAUACGGCAUUGUGAUUGAGCAGGACUAUGAGAAUGGUAGUCCCACUGGAACCCCCACGGAUGGCGUGCCAAUUACAGGUCUUACCCUUAAUGGUGUGACAGGCACCGUGAAGAGUAGUGGGACAGACAUUUAUAUUCUCUGUGCCAAGGGAGCCUGCUCUAGCUGGACGUGGACGGGCGUUAGUGUCACUGGUGGAAAGACAAGCAGCGCCUGUUCCAACAUUCCAAGCGGUGCGAGCUGCUAA